AUGAUUAUAGACCCACACGACGUUUCUGAUCCAUUUAGUGACGACCUCUCCGCUGUUGAGCAUCUUCCUGAUUACGCAUCCGAGACUGCGACAAUAUCAUCCUCUUCUCGGCCUCCUCGAUACAUCCAUAUUGAACGCCCAACACAGCCUCUAAUAUACUCUUUCGUGUCAUGGAACUCUAGUUCGAUGAUGCUGGUGCCGCCAAGGACCAUUGACCCAGGUCGUGGUGCAAUCUAUUUCAUAUCCGUGAAACUUGACCUCAAGCCGUUCGCGCCACUAUCAUACAUCACUUCUGUCCAUAGAGGGUCUGAUGAAAAUGGAGAACUUGUUGGAGAAUUCGAACUCGGGAUCACUCAUACGCGUGCUACCGUUACAAUAGGUCAUUAUGCGACGAGAUUGAAGAACGUCCUCCAGCAUGAUGGUCGUUCAUCACGAAAGUUUACUUGGCGACACGGCUCCAUUGACCUCCGUUGGAAUUGUUCUACUACACUUGACGAUGGAUCACCCAUGUGCAUUUGUUCGGAUUCUGCUUCUCAUCAGCUCGCGUCAUUUGUUCCGCCUCCUUUAGACGCAUCUCCGCCGCUUCCUGAAGCAACAUUGACAGUCUUUCCAGAUGGCCACCGGCUGUUUGAUCAUAUCCUUCUAUCUGCUCUUGUAGUAGAACGAAAGAUGACUUUAUCCGGAUGA
Molecule: messenger RNA, 687 nt
Organism: Fibroporia radiculosa
Lineage: Eukaryota; Fungi; Basidiomycota; Agaricomycetes; Polyporales; Fibroporiaceae
Exons: 7
Coding region: 1-687 (228 amino acids)
Source: RefSeq, a predicted model, not a curated record